UGUGUCCCACCCCUUUCCUGAGGAAGGUCGAUGUUUGUUAGAUGAGGCUUUGCUUUCACUUUCACGCCAGGAGAACGUGAGAAGAAAAGCUGACGAACCAGCUCAAAGAUGAGUCUUCCCGUUGCUGCUGCUUGGACCAUUGUUGAAGGCCUCAGUGAGGGAAAGAGAUUUUUAAUCCAAGGCUAUGUCGGACCAUACACGAAAAGAUUUGCAGUGAAUUUCCUGUGCGCCAAUGGCGACAUCGCCUUCCACUUCAGUCCACGAUUUGAUACCAUAAAGCCGGUGGUCGUGUGCAACACACAGAUGAAAAGUGAAAAAACAUUCUGGGAGCUCUUCAAGAGCAACGAACUCUUCUGCGGGGAAGAGGAAAUUGCCUCCAGCACACCUUUCAAGCAGGACAAUUCUUUUGAGAUGACCAUCAAUGUUGAGAAGAGCUGCUAUCAGGUAUAUGUCAAUGGAAAUCACUUUUUGGAUUACAAACACCGUAUUCCCCCCAAAAGAAUCCAGACCUUGGAGAUCAAAGGUGAUGUCUCAGUGAACCGCUUUGAAUUUUCUGAGACUAAAGCUCCACCCCCUUACAGCCCUCCUGAUUCCGGUGAGUCGGUGGCACCACAUAUGACAAACAGGAAGAGAAGUGUGCCCCAGAAGCAAAGUCAACCAAAUAGUGAAGACCCAAGAUGAGCCUGCAUGAUGAUCCUUUGAAAAACGGAAGCCCUGGCUGGUUGGGUGCUCUUUUCCUGACCUCACUGAGGAUAGAGUUCAGCUGUUACGUGCAGAAUGAAGCAAAAUUAAGUAGUGU
This is a messenger RNA of Lacerta agilis (Sand lizard), 799 nucleotides long. RefSeq names its product galectin-8-like. Gene Ontology annotation, cellular component: nucleus; cytosol. Gene Ontology annotation, biological process: negative regulation of CD4-positive, alpha-beta T cell proliferation; negative regulation of type II interferon production; positive regulation of gene expression. Gene Ontology annotation, molecular function: carbohydrate binding; galactoside binding. Bases 109 to 681 code for a protein of 190 amino acids. The transcript is spliced from 7 exons. Lineage: Eukaryota; Metazoa; Chordata; Lepidosauria; Squamata; Lacertidae. The record is from RefSeq and is a predicted model, not a curated record.